Molecule: messenger RNA, 369 nt
Organism: Penicillium diatomitis
Lineage: Eukaryota; Fungi; Ascomycota; Eurotiomycetes; Eurotiales; Aspergillaceae
Product: acylphosphatase
Exons: 3
Coding region: 1-369 (122 amino acids)
Source: RefSeq, a predicted model, not a curated record
AUGAUUCCCAUUAACAAUAGGUGUUGGGUUUCGAGGAGCCGUGCCCAUGUCCCACACGGUACACCUAACUUUGUGAUCAACCAACAAUCUAGUGACUUCGUCCUCAAGUGUGCUGCAAAGGACAAUUUGCAUGGCUGGGUCCGAAACACCCACUGUGGAAGGGUUGAGGGUGAAGCGCAAGGUCCCGAAUCGUUGAUUGAGCAAUUUCUCAAGCAGGUAGACAAGGGACCUCGUCAUGCCCAUGUGGUCAAGCUGGAGAAACGAGAGAUGUGUGUGCAGGAAGGAGAUGAUCAACCCUUCGUGGUGUUGCGGACAGGAGAGUCGGGGUUUCACGCACUCAAGGGCUCUAAAGACAACGAGGAGAAGUAG